AUGAACGCCGGCAGAGGCCCCCCAACACGAGCAGUCCCCCCGACCGACCCUCCCAAGCCCCCCUUCGCCUGUCCGAUGGAAAUUCGCUCGCCAGUCCCCGGAAUUCAGCACCCCCCAAGACGACCUUAUUCAACUGCCGCUCUCCGAAUGCCUCCAGAACGCGACCCCAAUCACCAUUCAUGUGAGCACCGCACAACGAGGCCAUCACCGAUGUCACAGACUCCGAUCAUCCAACAACGCCUCAGGCAAUUUACCACCGAUUUGCAUAGUAUCCGUAAAGAAAAAAUCCGAGUUUAUGCUAUCCUAACUCGGUUUUUUGCGGACGUUUCGUAAAACCCCAAAACACUCUCUGAAUCACCCAAAAAAACUCCGAAAAGCAUGAUUUCAAUUAUGUUGAAAUCCAAAAAAUUUGAAUACAGAAAUUGCAAAUGAUCAGAAAAGUCGCGAAAAAUACAUUUAUAGAACAUAAAAGGCAAAUAUAGGCCGCUUAACUACUGAUUAAAGCUUUUGUCGUCAAGUUAUUCAUGUAAUUUCGAGAAACUUUUAAUCCAGGAAAUCACACAUCAGCCUGAAGAAGCUUACAAAUUUCGUCACUCCUACUCCCUGAUGUUCGUAUAUUGCAAAAAACAACGUAAUUUCGCCAACUCCAGAUGUUUUGACCGCUUUCAUAUCGGUUACGGUAAAAACUUGCGAAAUUUUCGUGAGGAAUAUUCGAAUUCUUUGAUUUGGCGCCAAUUCCCUGACUUUCCGGCCGUCUUCAACUUGAAAAUGCGAAAUCAUCUUGGUGGCCCAAGGCCGUGUGCGCAUUUUUUUUUGGAUUUCGUAGUCGACAAUCGCUUUUCGGCCAAACUUUUGCACCAUCGUGCUGGUUUUCGCGUUUUGUCGUUGUUUUUCGGUCCGGCGGCAGUGAGGAGACGGGCCCCAAUGGGGUGGGGCGGGGUUGUUUGUGUCAGACGGUCCCCGGAAUUCAGCACCCCACUUCUCUCUCGGCCUUUCCCGCUCGUUUCUCUCGUUUCCACUCUCCUUCGCAGAUCGCGAGCGCUCUUUUCAUACGUUUUUCGCCGUCUUCCCGUCGCAAUAAUAACAUUCAGGCCUCGGCGCUGCAGCCACCGACCCUGCCGACCCCCCAUUUUCAUCUGACUCUCUUCCGUCGAACCCCUCAGUUCUCUUUUCUGCCAGAACCGUCAGUCGGUUGGUCUGGCUUUGGCGAGGAGCGCUGCGCCUUUUUGGCCAAGUCCUGCCACUCAUGCAAAUUUGCGCGCCCAUGCCCGGGAACACCGGCUAG
Messenger RNA from Bursaphelenchus xylophilus (pine wood nematode), 1285 nucleotides. NCBI's taxonomy places the organism in Eukaryota, Metazoa, Nematoda, Chromadorea, Rhabditida, Aphelenchoididae. The record is from the annotation of a GenBank genome assembly.